AUGUCAAAAACAACAACAACAACAACAACGACCUCAAACUCAAAUCUCAACCUUCUAAAAUCUCUAAUCGAUGCGUCUAACAACCUCCCACUGGACCCCCACGACGACGAACAACAACAACAACAACAACAUCAACUGGACGAUAAUAUGAGUAUCUGCUCUAGCCAAUCCAGUGGAGCCAGCGACAGAUCUGCCGGAAAACCAAAGAAAAAAAUACGGCGAAUCAGAUGCGAGAUUCACUCUAAAAAACACAAGAAAGAUCUCCCAUCUGAGAUGUCCGACGGCCAAAAAAAGACCACAAAUAGUAACGAUAACCUAAUUUGUACGUGCUCUAGUUCGGUUGGGGGAAGACUUCGUAGAAGACCGGAACCGGAAGGUGGUUGUUUAAUCAAUAUGGCGGAUAGUAUUUCCGGUGGCAAAAAUGCGUUAUUCAACAACAACAACAACAGCGUUACAAUGUUGGAGAUUGAUAAAAUAUUGUUUGGCGAUGAGCCAUUGUUUUCCGAUAAUGAGGACAACAACAACAACAUCUUAGAUACUGCUUUUGAUAUUGACGAUGACGUCAGCAAUAAUAAUAAUAAUAAUAAUAAUAAUAAUAACAACAACAACAAUAAAAACAACAAACAAACCAACAACAACAACAAAUAUCAACAUCAACAAAAGCAGCAGCAACAAAAGCAGCUUUCCAUAGAAGAGCAAGUUAAACGAGAGUCGGACAGAUUUCACAAAAGGUUAGAAAGAUCGGGAAUCGUCGCAUCUCUACCAACUUCCGCCGGAAAUGCAACCGGAAGUACGGGGGGUCCAAACUUGGAGACCAUCUUCAGCUCCGUUCAGAUGCUGAAUACCAACACGUCCAUCAAAUUCGCCAUUCUCCAUACGGAACUUAAAAAUAUUAAGGACAGAUCUUUAAAGAGAAUAGAGACGGAGACUAACUCGAUCCUUAGUAGAUUUAGUGGUGUGGACGAGAUGUUAACGAAUUCCAAAAAUUCCCUCUCUACCUUUUCUCUAGAUCUGCAAGCUGUCGCCGAGAUCAUAGACGUCAUUUUAAAGAGAGAGAUUGAAGAGUUGGAGAGUAUUAAAAAUUCUCGGGAUGAAAUUGACUACAACACGUUUUCACAUAAACGAGUUUAUUGCGAAGAGGACCUAUUUAUCAUUGAUGAAAAAUUAUGCCGACUUGAAAGAAAUAUCAAGUCGUCAGAAGCCGAUAUGAAAGAUGCAGGCAUAGAAUCAUUAUCAAAAUGGAGACGACUGUCGUUGAGAAUUUGUAGUUGCCUGGAACGAGAACAACAAUAACAACAUCAACAAAAAUUUCAACAACAUCAACAACAAUUUCAACAACAUCAACAAAAAUUUCAACAACAUCAACAAAAAUUUCAACAACAUCAACAACAAUAAUUUCAACAUCAACAACACCAUCAACAACAAUUAUUUCAACUACAACAAUUUCAACUACAGCAACAAUUUCAGCAACAUCAACAACCACAUCAACAUCAUCUCCACCAUCCACAAAAUUGAUGAUGGAGAUGAUAGUGAUAAGAAUCUCGUCAUAAUAAAAUUAUGAAUGAGUGAACAUACUAACAAAUAAAUGGAGGAAUGAAGGAACAAAUGAAUAAAAAAACGAACGAAUGAACGAACGAACGAACGAAAUAUAUAUACAUGAUAUAUAUAACAGUAUUUUUAUUAUAUAUAUAUAAUAUAAAU
This is a messenger RNA of Helobdella robusta, 1701 nucleotides long. RefSeq lists its product as hypothetical. NCBI's taxonomy places the organism in Eukaryota, Metazoa, Annelida, Clitellata, Rhynchobdellida, Glossiphoniidae. Bases 1 to 1293 code for a protein of 430 amino acids. The transcript has 8 exons. The record is from RefSeq and is a predicted model, not a curated record.